Molecule: messenger RNA, 3103 nt
Organism: Leptopilina heterotoma
Lineage: Eukaryota; Metazoa; Arthropoda; Insecta; Hymenoptera; Figitidae
Product: MAM and LDL-receptor class A domain-containing protein 2-like
Exons: 10
Coding region: 598-2301 (567 amino acids)
Cellular component (GO): membrane
Source: RefSeq, a predicted model, not a curated record
CAAUGUUUUGAGGCAAUCUCCAUUAAUAGUGUAAUAUAAACACUGCUGUUUUAAUCGCGCAGUAAUAUUGGUACUAUUUUUACUUGAACAGAACGGUGAAAUAAAUAAAUUUCAAAUUGUUUUCUUUAGAAUAAAAAAAACAAGAUUGUCAAGCUAUUAUGUCCAUAUACAAAGAUAUACCUUAUUUAUUUGUCAUAUUAAGGUGGUAUAUUUCUUUUGAGUUCUUAGAGAUUGUACGACAAAAGCAAAAAAAAAAAAAAAAAAAAAAUAAAAAUAUUAUUAAAGCAUUUAUUACCAUAAACUAUCAUAUCGAGUAACAUCAGUAUAAGAAAAUUAUUUCAAGGACUAAUAUUAUUCAAAAAUGAUAAGAAAGAGGAAACAGAUAAUAACCAAUGAAGUUGGGCGGAAGCAGUCUCUCCGCCUCUUUAAUGCCGUCAUCAACAAAUUCAAAAAGUUAAAAUAUCUAUCUGCAGUUAAACAAGAAGUCAUUUUUAUUUUCAAAAUAUAUUUGUGCCUUUUAAUAUUUUUGUUGUAUAAUAUUUCUAAAAACCUUUUAAUACAGUGGAAAAGUGGAGCAAUUAUAUUUUUCAAAAUAAUAUGAAAUAUAUAAAUAUUACUUUAUUAAUCGCAUUAUUGCAGUACUCUGUAAACGCAGUAGAUGUAUCAAUUUCAAAUAAAUGUUCACCAGUUCGUUUAAAAAAUGGAAGAGUACGUACCAGAGGACGAGGAAAGAUCAUCAGAUUUAGUUGUUAUGAAGGAUUUAUACUUAUUGGCAAUAAGUACGCAACUUGUAUUCGCGGAGAAUGGGACAUGCCCACACCUAUAUGUGUUAAUUCACAGUGCUCUGAUCUUGCUAAACCAGAACAUUCUCUCGUUGUUCCAAGAUAUGAUGGUGCUAUUCUUUUAUAUUUUUGCGAACCUGGAUACAGAUUAAUCGGAACAACUGAAAUAUAUUGCGAUGGACGGCAAUGGAAUGGGUCAAUACCUUAUUGCCGAGAUACCUCUGCAAUUGCACCAACAUCUUGUGACUUUGAGAAAUCUGAUCUCUGUUGGUGGGAACAAGAUCCGAAACAUGAUUUCGAUUGGAGAAGACAUAAUUUUGAAACACCAAGUGCCCAUAUAGGUACUGGUCCUACUUAUGACCAUACUUUAGGCCCAGGAAACGAUGGUCACUAUUUAUACAUAGAAGCAUCUGGCCGUCUUGUAAAUGAUACAGCUAGAAUUAUGUCACCUAUAUACAAUUCAUCACUAACUCGUUACGGAUGCUUUUCCUUCUGGUACCACAUGUAUGGAGAUACAAUAGGAGCUCUACGAGUUUACUUUAAACAAGAAACCGAAUCUAAAGCAAAACUUAUGUUUAACAAAGAAGGCAAUCAAGGCAAUCAAUGGAUCAAUGAAGUUUUUCGUUUACCAGAAACAGAUAACAAUUUCCAGAUUAUAAUAGAAGGAAUAAGGGGCAGUAAUUAUGUGAGCGACAUAGCGGUGGAUGAUGUUGCAAUUUUACAAGAAAACGAAUGUCAGCAUAGGAAUAAUUCAAUUAAUAUGACUUCUGAUGAUGAUCAAAUUGAAAUUCAAAAUGCAGCACAAAGUUGUCGUGGAAGAUGUGUAUAUGACAACAACCUACUUAACAAUAAUUCAUUCCCUGGAGUUUACUCUUGUCGCUGUACAUUAGAUUGUGCAGAGAAUUCAACUUGCUGUCCAGAUUAUGCAGAAUAUUGCAUUUUAGAUACUUUUAGUGAAACAGUUAAUGUUGCUGAUAGUACUACUAUACUGUCUUUCGAGUCGACUAAUGCACAAGGAAAAGAUGAUGAUGAUGAUGAUAUUCAUAAUAGAACAAUCAACUUUUUUUCAACUAAAACAUUUAAAACACCAUCAACUGUAACUAUUUCAACAACAACAUUAUUCAAAUUUACAACAGAAAAAAUAGGUACAAUGGAAAAUUCUUUUGUGACAAAAAAAUACAAUACAAUUGAGUUUUUACCUAUAACAAUAAGUGCUGACAACGUUAAUACUUUAAAAAUUGAAACAGGCUAUCAAAAAAAUGCUUCUGCAACAAAAUUUUUCCAAAAUAUAGAUUCUACAACAAACCAGUUACCUGGAAUAAUCGGUGCAAUAAUUGGAAUUGUUGCUGGUGUCAGCAUGUCUGUCAUAUUUAUAUUAUUUAUUUAUAAAAAACGGCAGUCAUAUAAAAGGGGAAAAAAUGGUUCUACUUUAUCUGAAGAUAGCGAAGUUAGAUUUUUAACAUCAGAUGAGAUUUUAGAUUUUAAUAUUGCAAAGCCAAACGAUUACAAUGAAAUGUAAUAGUCUUUAAUACAGAAAAUAUUUAUAUACAAAUUCAACACUCUCUUAUUUCAAACAUACGAUUUCAAAUACACUGAGAAAAAAGCAGAAUAGUUGUGUGGUAGCCAUUUUUUACAAAAUUAUUGUUGGUUAAUAAACUAUGAUGCUGCUAACUUAUUGGUUGAUGUUACCAUUUUUUUUAUUAAUGUAAACUUGACAAUUUUAUUAAUUUAUUCAGCUACUUUUUUGUUGGUCCAUACCUAUUUUAAUUAGUAACAUUAUACCAACUAUAAAUAUUAAUAGUAAGUAAUAAAAAUUGGCAGCUCCGUUGUUACUAACUAAAUAGUAGUCACAACUAUUAUUCAUUUCUCUCAGAGUGUAGUAAAAACUUUUUCAUCAAAGAUUUUUAGUAAUGACGCAACUAAUAAAGAUUAGCUUAUUGCUGCAAAAUUGACUAAUAAGAAAUGUAUACAAGUUUUUCUCAGCUAUAUUGCGUAAUGGAAGUAAGCCAGUUUUAUAUCAAUAAAUUUAUAAAUGUUUAUUUUUGAAUCAGAAUUAACAACAAAAGAAUGUCAAUGAAAAUUUAUAAUGAUUGGACUUUUUUGUUAAUUCGCAGUGUCAACACCCAAACGUCAGAGAAAAUGUUGAAAAUAACCAUUAACAAAAGAAUUUUUUUUAGGUUUAGGUUAUAUUUUACUUGAAUCGUUUUUUAAUGAUGGAAAAUAAUUCGGCUUAUAUAUUUACAAUGUUCUAAUAAAUGAAGAAAUAUAAGCUUAGAUUUAAGCAAAAAAUAUAACCUAAAAAUACACUUACCUUUACUUUG